AUGGAAGUCCAGCUUCCAGUCGGCAAUACUUCUACUAUGACAAAUAACGGACAGAGAAUUGGUGAUUCUUUCUACCAUAACUAUUCUUCACAACACCCAUACCAACAGCAUCGACUCCCUGAUGCGGAUGUGUCUCGCAAUCAAGCUUCUAUAAGCGUACCUACCCUGAACACAUAUUCGUUUGACGGUGAUUUUCCAACAUCACAGCAAUAUUCACAAUACUCACAAAACCCUGAAUAUUCUCAACAAUCGCAACACCUACAAUACUCGCAUCGUCCACAAAAUGGCCCAACACCAAGGAUCUCCGUUCAUCCUGUUCAGCCAUAUGAAGGGCGUACAUCAUCGUUGACAUCGUUGACAUCGCGGAUGUCCAGUCGACGACCUCAACCGCCUCUUUCUCAAUAUUCACCCAAUAUGUCACAGUCUCCUUCUGUUUCUCAAAGAUCAAAGUUAGUUAUUG
Racocetra fulgida is the source of this 460-nucleotide messenger RNA. NCBI's taxonomy places the organism in Eukaryota, Fungi, Glomeromycota, Glomeromycetes, Diversisporales, Gigasporaceae. The record is from the annotation of a GenBank genome assembly.